Messenger RNA from Nomia melanderi (Alkali bee), 1601 nucleotides. RefSeq names its product phospholipase A1. Gene Ontology annotation, molecular function: serine hydrolase activity; lipase activity. Gene Ontology annotation, biological process: lipid catabolic process. The record is from RefSeq and is a predicted model, not a curated record. NCBI's taxonomy places the organism in Eukaryota, Metazoa, Arthropoda, Insecta, Hymenoptera, Halictidae.
AAUUAAUUUGCGGACUUGUUUUACGCGAACAUUGAGUAAACAGAGUCGGUCGGUGCGAAAGGAAACAAAAUAUUAAGAAGAGAAGCUGGUGUGAAGAAGGUGGGAGCCCAACGAAGGACAAAACGGUGCGCGAAAGAGUUGUCACGAUCAGUUACCGGUUGUCGCGUGCCCGGCGAACGUCUCGCGUCUUCGGAGGAUGCUUCCGUUAAUGUUCAAGCUCUCGUUGCUCCUGGCCGCGUUGCUCCUGGUGGACCAAGCAGCCUCGAAGAAGCCGUACGGCCCGAUCCAGGAAGCGAUACAGAAUGGCCUAGCCGCCGAGUACGAUCGGCACAAGUGCAUCUGGAGGCGAGGCAACGACAAGGAUUCGUGUCCUGAUCCUGACGUGCGAGUCUUCCUCUAUGCGCCCGGUCGACCAAGAAGAGAGCUGGACUCUAGAUCGUCUGAUUGGUUGCGCCAGGACUAUGAUCCUACCAAGGAGAGCGUUAUUCUUGUUCACGGAUACGCAGGCGGCGACGACACUCUUCCCAUAGCAGUCCUCCGCGACGCCUACCUCAGAAACAGCAGCUACAACGUCUUCCUGGUAGAUUGGGGUGCAUUAUGCGCACCCCCGUGUUAUCCGGCAGCGGUGGCGAACCUUCGUCCGGUAGCGAAGUGUCUAGCCAACACGCUGACCACGUUAAGGGACCUAGGACUGCCGAUCACGAGGACAACCUGCGUGGGACAUUCACUGGGUGCGCACAUCUGCGGCAUCAUGGCCAACUUCUUGCUGUUCAGGAUGCACCGGAUCAUAGGGCUGGACCCUGCCAGGCCGCUGCUGCGCGCCGGCUAUGUAAAUCGCCUCGACAGCGGUGACGCUGACUUCGUCGAGGUGAUUCACACGAACGCCGGCUACUACGGCGAGACCGGACGCAUGGGCCACGUGGACUUCUGCGUGAACGGCGGCAAGGUGCAGCCUUUCUGCGAGGACAAGCCGAACUCUCAACUCUGCAGCCACGUUUGGGUAGUCUGCUACAUGGCGGAGAGCAUAGACAACAACGGCCGGGAAUCAAUGGCGGUGCCGUGCUCCAGGAGAUGCCCUUCCGGGCCCAGAAUCGAGAGCAGGCCCGGCGAGUACGUGACAAUGGGCCAGCACACGCCGGUCGGCGUUAGGGGGUCCUUCUGCUUCACCGGCAAACACCCGCCGUAUUGUCCGAAAUACGGAGACGGACGCGGGGACGAGAGGUGCUGUCUUCCGGACAGCAAACCGAUUUCUUCGAAGCUCGGAGAGGGUAAGUGAACAGUUGGAGACAGCGUGCGAAGUUUCCACGAGAGCAGGGUACAGGUCCAGUAAGAUAAUCGAUGGUUCGUUAGGAAAGAGGACUUCUUGAAGAUAAUCUGUAAUGAUUACUUGUCCAGCUCUUUCGAGGUGGUACAACCCUUUGCACUCGAAAGCUUCUCAUUUGAAAUAUACUUUCUAAUUGCAGACGAGAUUCUUUCACAUGAAUUUAUCAAGAUAGCAUAUAUGAAUUAGGCAACAAUUGUUUUCUUUGAAUAUUUGAUUGACGCAGUGUACAAAGGUUAACCCCUUGCCCUAUAAUUUACUUAUCCGCUACGAUCGAUAC